Messenger RNA from Emiliania huxleyi CCMP1516, 639 nucleotides. RefSeq lists its product as hypothetical. Lineage: Eukaryota; Haptophyta; Isochrysidales; Noelaerhabdaceae. Bases 1 to 639 code for a protein of 212 amino acids. The transcript has 3 exons. The record is from RefSeq and is a predicted model, not a curated record.
AUGGCUCGCCGCCUACAGAGGAUCGUGCUAUCGCUCGCCGCCGCGACCACGCUCGGCGAUGAGCCGCACACGUCUCAGCCCUCGAGCCUCGCGGCGAUUGACAUGGCGGCCACGAAAGAGCUCGUGAUGAAGAACGAGAAGGUGGUGCUCCUGCUCCACACUAGAGGCUGCCAUCGCGCCGAGAGCUUCUCGCCGACGCUGGCGUCCGUGGCCGAGCGAGUGCCCGGGCUCGAGUUUGCCCGCCUGAGCCUCGAGCCUGAUGCGACCGACACGGGCGGCGGCUUUGCCAAGGGCGUCGAAGCGGGCCGGCCGAUGCUGAAGGCCUUCUUCCGCAACGCUCCGCCUGGCAAGCGUGUGCUGGAGUACGCAGGCCCGCCGAACGAGGCUGCUGUGCUGGAGUGGGCGAGGGCGGUCGACGCGUGGGACGGCAGCGACGCGCUCGCUGACGGGUGGGAGGUGGGCAAAGCGCCGGCAGAGGCCUCCGGAGGCAGCCCCUGCGUGGCUUCGGGCGGCGCAUUGCUGGUGGAGCGGAGAAACUUCUCGCAACGCGGCCGUUACUUUGCACCUUUCUUUACGCGCAUGAUGAUGGCCGGCGGCGCAUGGGCGCCGCGGAAGUUGCUCGACAGGCUGCGGGGGUGA